AUGGAAGUGCAGACAACCUCCUUGGCUUGGAUAUAUGUUAACAGCACAGAGCAAGUGAACAUUUCAUAUGACUACAACACUACGGAUUUGUUUGAAAACUCGGACACGUACCAAUAUUACAUAAUUGGCCUCUUCCUCUCCUGCCUUUACACCAUCCUCCUCUUCCCAAUUGGAUUUAUUGGUAAUAUCUUGAUCCUGGUGGUGAACCUGAACCACAGGGAGAAGAUGACCAUCCCUGACCUUUACUUUGUUAACCUGGCUGUCGCUGACCUCAUCCUGGUGGCAGAUUCCCUCAUCGAGGUCUUCAAUCUGAAUGAGAAGUAUUACGAUUACGCUGUUCUUUGCACCUUCAUGUCCCUUUUCCUGCAGGUCAACAUGUACAGCAGCAUCUUCUUUCUUACAUGGAUGAGCUUUGACCGCUAUGUUGCCUUGGCCAGCUCGAUGAGCAGCAGCCCCCUGAGGACUAUGCAGCAUGCCAAGCUCAGCUGUGGCCUCAUCUGGAUGGCCUCCAUCCUGGCCACUCUCCUCCCCUUCACCAUUGUGCAGACACAGCACAGGGGGGAGGUGCACUUCUGCUUCGCCAAUGUUUUUGAGAUCCAGUGGCUGGAGGUAACCAUUGGUUUUUUGGUGCCCUUUUCAGUCAUUGGUCUGUGCUACUCCCUGAUUGUGCGCAUCCUCAUGAGGGCCCAGAAACACCGUGGACUGUGGCCACGGCGACAGAAGGCGCUGCGCAUGAUCGUGGUGGUGGUGCUGGUGUUCUUCAUCUGCUGGCUGCCGGAGAACGUCUUCAUCAGCAUCCAGCUGCUGCAAGGUACAGCUGACCCAGCGCGGCGGACUGCUACCACGCUGUGGCACGACUACCCUCUCACGGGCCACAUCGUCAACCUGGCAGCCUUCUCCAACAGCUGCCUCAACCCUAUUAUCUACAGCUUCCUAGGGGAAACCUUCAGGGACAAGCUGCGUCUCUUCAUUAAGCAAAAGGCCAGCUGGUCUGUACUCAACCGCCUCUGCCACCACACCCUCGAUUUACACAUCCCUGUCAGGAGUGAGGUGUCAGAGGUGUGA
Messenger RNA from Myripristis murdjan (pinecone soldierfish), 1065 nucleotides. RefSeq names its product G protein-coupled estrogen receptor 1 (gene gper1). The coding region runs from base 1 to 1065 and encodes 354 amino acids. Gene Ontology annotation, cellular component: membrane. Gene Ontology annotation, biological process: cellular response to estradiol stimulus; G protein-coupled receptor signaling pathway. The transcript has a single exon. NCBI's taxonomy places the organism in Eukaryota, Metazoa, Chordata, Actinopteri, Holocentriformes, Holocentridae. The record is from RefSeq and is a predicted model, not a curated record. Gene Ontology annotation, molecular function: G protein-coupled receptor activity; nuclear estrogen receptor activity.